This is a messenger RNA of Ctenopharyngodon idella (grass carp), 868 nucleotides long. RefSeq names its product peptidylprolyl isomerase Ab (cyclophilin A) (gene ppiab). Gene Ontology annotation, molecular function: peptidyl-prolyl cis-trans isomerase activity. NCBI's taxonomy places the organism in Eukaryota, Metazoa, Chordata, Actinopteri, Cypriniformes, Xenocyprididae. The coding region runs from base 179 to 673 and encodes 164 amino acids. Gene Ontology annotation, cellular component: intracellular membrane-bounded organelle. The transcript has 5 exons. The record is from RefSeq and is a predicted model, not a curated record. Gene Ontology annotation, biological process: protein folding; protein peptidyl-prolyl isomerization.
GGCUAACGCGCACGUCACUCAGCGGUUCCACGGCUUCAUAGGUUCCAAUUGAAAAAAGGGUCUGCUGGCUGCUUCUAUAUAUCCCGUUUUCGCACACAUCCUACUUCCCGAUGAGCUGCGGCAUUUUGUAGGAUUCAUUCGGUGACCAGCUGCUAAUACAAAUUGAUUUUUUUUCAUCAUGGCCAACCCCAGAGUUUUUUUUGACAUCACCAUCGAUGGAAAAAGUGCCGGGAGGAUUGUAAUUGAGCUGAGAGCUGAUGUUGUUCCCAAAACUGCUGAGAACUUCCGUGCUUUGUGCACCGGCGAGAAGGGUUUUGGCUACAAGGGCUCCGGAUUUCACCGCGUCAUCCCUAAGUUCAUGUGCCAGGGUGGAGACUUCACCAACCAUAACGGAACUGGUGGAAAGUCCAUCUACGGCAACAAGUUUGCGGAUGAGAACUUCACCCUGAAGCAUGGAGGGAAGGGAACCCUGUCCAUGGCCAACGCUGGACCAAACACCAACGGAUCCCAGUUCUUCAUCUGCACUGCUGAUACCGCUUGGCUCGAUGGCAAACACGUUGUGUUCGGGAAAGUGGUACAAGGACUAGAAGUGGUGGAUGCCAUCGAAAGUAAAGGAAGCUCCAGCGGGAAGUGCUCUGCCAAGAUCCUGAUCGCUGAUUGUGGCCAACUUUAAUUGUCGCUUACACCUCCUUCCCAUCCCAACCAUGCACAUUCCUUACUAUACAAAUUUCUUUUUUUUUUUUUUUAUUGCCAUUCCUGAAUGAGAUGCUAAUUCCAUGUGUCAUGGUCCUGUUUUAUGUGUUCUGAUGGUCCCCAGGACAUAAUUUGUUAAACAUGGAUUAAAGAUGGAUCAAGAUUCCUUUCAACA